Messenger RNA from Asterias rubens (European starfish), 3409 nucleotides. RefSeq names its product disks large-associated protein 5-like. Gene Ontology annotation, cellular component: cytoplasm; nucleus; spindle pole centrosome. The record is from RefSeq and is a predicted model, not a curated record. NCBI's taxonomy places the organism in Eukaryota, Metazoa, Echinodermata, Asteroidea, Forcipulatida, Asteriidae. The transcript has 14 exons. Gene Ontology annotation, biological process: signaling; chromosome segregation; regulation of mitotic cell cycle. Gene Ontology annotation, molecular function: microtubule binding. The coding region runs from base 82 to 2235 and encodes 717 amino acids.
UGUACACGGCGUUUAAUUUUUGCUGGUGUUUUGGUUUGGACCGUUUCCUUCUGCUGCCGUUUUUCGAAUCACAAUCUGAUCAUGGAUUUUACCAGUAAUUAUAAAAAAAAGGGCAUGGCCCUUGACCAAGAAGGUAAGAGAAUAAUGAGAGUGAAGCGGAGGUCGGUCGACCAGCGCUCGCAGAGAGAUACCACCUUCAUGCGCCACCGUGACGUUCAGAAACUAGCUCCUCUGAAAGAGAAUCUUGAUGCUAAUGUGCAAAGGUCAACUCUACCCCCGACAGCAGCAGCAAAGAAACCUGUCGACGCAAACCUAACCAGGAAGGAAAUGCUCCAGAAAUGGAAAAAAGAACGGGAUAUAAAGAAAACAUUGGAGAAGGAGAAGAGUAAGAAACCCAUGUUCAAGGUUUGCAAAGUUGUAGCGGAGAAAAAGCCCACCAAUCUAUCGACAAGCAGGACCCAGAAAAAUCCUGCCUUCAAGAGAACUGAGGUCCAGACUAAACCAGAAAGGCGAGUUACCCGUGCCUCAACAAGAACUUCAGCCAGCAAGCCGGUAGCUGCACAUGCUAAACCUAAAGCUGCUGCUGUCCCUGUUUCUACAAGAACCACUAGGCAAUCAACAAGACUGGCUGCAUCAAAACCUACAGUAAACCGUAGUGCAAAAAGUAAGGUGUCCAGCAAGCCAAGCACAGAGAUGUUUGCAUUACCAUCACUCAGGAAUAUAACCAGCGAUAGGGGUCAAGCUUUCCAGGCUGCUGAUCUCGGAGAGUCUUUCGCUCCGGCUAAUUUUAAUUUCAACCUGCAGUUUGAGCCCAUGAGCCCGGCCAGCACACAGAGUUUUCUUUUCCCGGGAACAGCCACGAGAAAAGGAAGGUGUUCAACGCCCCUCUCAAGUAUGCGGAGAAAGAGAGAGCCCUCCCCGCAACCUCUCGAGAUCUCUGCCAUCUCUGCUCCUGUCGUCCAUUCUCCAAAGAGAGUUCCCGCCCCACAACCUCUGGAGAUCUCUGCCAUCUCUGCGCCUGUCGCCCAUUCUCCAAAGAGAGUUCCCGCCCCGCAACCUCUGGAGAUCUCUGCCAUCUCUGCGCCUGUCGCCCAUUCUCCAAAGAGAGUUCCCGCUCCGCAACCUCUUGAGAUCUCUGGCAUCUCUGCGCCUGUUGUCCAUUCUCCAAAGAGAGUCGUCCAUUCUCCAGCCAAGAAACAUGACGUAUCAUCCUUCCGUAGUUUAGUGGUGACAGAGACAGCAAGGUUGAACGACUUAAGCAGUAAAUGGGAGACAGUUCAAAAAGUAGAGACACUCACCGAGGAAGUACUUGGUGAGAUUCGCAGCACUAUCGGCAAGGCCCAGCUUCUAAUAGACCAGAGGUUUAAGCAGUUCUCUGGACUAGUGGAUAACUGUGAGUUUGGCAGUGGUGAGAAAGAGACCAAUCCAUCGGAUCUAACAGGAUUCUGGGACAUGAUCUUCUUUCAGGUUAAAGAUGUUCAUGGGUUGUUUGCCCAACUGGAUAAACUACAAGAUAACAACUGGCAGAAGGAGAAACCGGUUCUAACCAGUGUUAAACCUAAGAAGGUUAUUAAGAAGUCAAAACCAGCCCCAACUGUGACGAAACCCAACAAGGACCGUGACGCAGCACGCCAGCGUCUCCAAGCCAUCAAGGCUGCCAUGAAGGUGAAGGUUACAAGGGCACGUGCCUCUGAACAGGUCGUCUUUGAGGGCGGCUUUUUUAAAGUUGAGAGUCCAGUACGAAGCCCUGCCCCACACUGUGAAGCUGGUUCACCAUUUAAACCUUCCCGGAUCGGUGCUGGACCCGGUAGCAAUACCAACACUCCAAGGAUCCAGAGCUAUACCCCCAAAAAUGCAAGACACUCCAUCCAGAGCAAGCUAUGCACCCCUCUCAGCAAGUUAGUCCUCGGUGAGGUCGUAGACAAGUCAUUGUUAAACUCUUCCAGAGACAGGACUCCAAGACCUAGUGGUGUUAUCAACCGGGAAGAGCAAGAGGAUCCAUUUGCAAGGUACCUGAAGCCGUCAGCCAUCUCCAUGACGGAUUCAAACAGUGGUGUUUUAUUGGCAGGAUUGGACAGUCCUCAAGUCUGUAGGACCUCCUUGCAGGCGUCCCUUCUAUCAGAUGUGUUUACACCACCCCAGUUGCAGUUCCCAACCAACGUGCAAACACCCAAACAGAUUGCAAAUGACCUCAUAUGUUUUGAUUCACCUGCUCCGGCCAAGACGGGAUUGUAAACAGAGAGGCCGGUGGUUUACAGGGAAAGACAAGGAUCCCAACAUCUCAACUGAUGUCCUAGGUUUCGCUUAUUGCAGUUUUAAUGCCAUGGACAAAUUGAAAACUCGGUACUACAGAGUUUUUUGUGCUAGACCGCUUCGUUUUUAGGCCCUGUAAGCAUCGCUGCAUGGCUAUUUGCUUUGGCCUUGCAGAGCUUGGUUGAUCAUUCGAUGUUAACUCCCCAAAGUAUUUAAAGAUGACACAAUAGAUCCUGAAACAAAGCCGAGGUAACUACUUUAUCAACUUCCAAGACAGAGGGGAGCUAAUAUCGACUGUUCAACUGAACUAAACCAUGUUAAUUUGUUUUACUAUACCUCAUACCUCAGCAACUGAUUAGGAUGACUGUGAACUAAAGUGAAUGUUUUUGUUUUCCUGAAAGCGCUUGCGCACAACAAUUUGGGGAACUCGAAUGCACGCUUAGUAAACAACAAAGAUAGCGUCUGGCACAUGAUGUUGAAUGGUCCAGUGGGAAUUGAACUCUAGGUCAUGAAUAAUGUAUGAGGUAUAGUAAUAGAAAUUGUGCACUCAAAACGGUGAAUCGUUUAAAAGAUAACAAUCAUUAUGUCAGUGGAAAAAUGGAAAAAGUGGUGUUUGAAACUGGUGCUGAUCGCUUCCAAACUUUUAGAAUUACCUGUUCUGAAAUCAUGUUAACCAUGGCAUGUUCGUUAGUUUGUUGGUUUGUUUGUUUGUUACUGGGAGUUUUUAUGGUAAUGUUUUGUGAUCUUAAUUCUUUAUUUGGGUCAUUUCUGUUGUGACAAGUCUGGAUGCAUUUAUGAGAAUGGAACCCAAGGUGUUUAGGCAUCAGAAGAAAAUAUUCAUAUUCCAACCACAAAAUAACAUGGAUAUGUGUUGCUUGAUCUGUACAUACAUGUACAUUUGUAAUAAUGUGUACACUAGGAAAACUCAGUUAGCGUUUAUUCUGAUCCUGUGAAACUUUUAUAACUAAUUAGUAAGUGUGCUUUUAAAAUUAUACAAAUUUACAUUUUUGAAAAGGAAUAACUAAUUACCACAUCUGUAAAACCAUAGUUAUUUGAAUAACUUUUCAAUUUAAUAUAGUAUUUUGUACAAGUGAGUUUUGUAGUCUGAAUUACAAGGGCAGGGCUUUAGAGUAAAUUUCCAGGGAUAUGUGACUUG